Ixodes scapularis (black-legged tick) is the source of this 1446-nucleotide messenger RNA. Its product is annotated as monocarboxylate transporter 11-like. Gene Ontology annotation, molecular function: monocarboxylic acid transmembrane transporter activity. The transcript is spliced from 4 exons. The coding region runs from base 25 to 1446 and encodes 473 amino acids. Gene Ontology annotation, biological process: transmembrane transport. Lineage: Eukaryota; Metazoa; Arthropoda; Arachnida; Ixodida; Ixodidae. The record is from RefSeq and is a predicted model, not a curated record.
CCUGGUGUGGACAACUGCUGGUACAUGGCCGGCAUUUGUGCGCUCGUGCUCUUCUUGACAUCGGCCACCAUACGGUCUUCGGGCUUUCUCUACAUCGGCAUCAUGGACGAGUUCAACGUGGACAGGGGACAGGCCUCGUGGCCCAUCUGUCUCAUGGGUGCUGUGAGCAACAUGGCUGGUCUGGUGGCCGGACCUCUCUGCCAAAAGUUCACGGCCGUGCCCGUCAUGUACGCCGGCAGUGUCAUCAUGUGGGUAGGCAUCGUGGCUUCGAGCUUUGCGCCGAGCAUUACAUGGAUCACCAUAACACAAGGAGUUGUUUUCGGUUUCGGCUCCGGCAUCGUCUUCAUAAUGAUGCCGGUCUUCAUCAACCAGUAUUUCGACAAGUACAAGGGCCUCGCGCUGGGUAUCAUGUACACAGGAUCUACUAGUUCCGCCUUCGUUUUUCCGAGGCUCCUUCUCUUCCUGAAGGAAACGUACAACUUCAGGAGCAGCGUCAUGAUCUACGGCGCUAUCAUCAUGCACAUCACGGCCAUCAGCCUCAUCCUCAAGGAGCCAGUAUGGAUCCGGCGCAAAAGGUACGAGGACAAGCUGGCCAAGCAGCGCGCAAAGGCAGCCAUCUUCUCAAUUGAGAACGGGAUCGCCAAGCCGGCUGUGCACCCCGAUGACCUGCCCAAGUCGGGGCCGAAUUCGGAAAGUCUCACCUACGGUCUCACUGUCCUGCGUUGCCCAAUGUUCUAUGUCAUCCUUGUAACGUAUAUCAUCUAUGGAUACAACUUCGACGUCUUUAUGACGACCAUCGUCGACUUCGCGAGAGACAGGGGACUGUCUAUUCAAGACGCCGUGGGCCUCGUACCGCUCUUCUCCAUAACGGACACCAUCGGACGCCUUGGCCUUCCGGUGCUGGCUGACAGGGGUUACCUAAGACGCAGCACUCUAGUCAUGUUCAAUUACCUGCUCAUGGGUGGAUCCCUGCUUGUGCUGCCUUGGGUGUCGUCGUACACGGGUAUACUGUGCGUGUGCCUCAGCGUUGGAAUCUACAUUGGCUGUGGCAUGACGAUGUAUCCCGCACUCAUGGCCGAGUAUAUUGGGCUGCAGCGACUCCCAAUCAGUUUUGGCAUCGUGGGCGCCGUUUCCGGACCGCUCUUUCUGCUGAAGCCCUUUUUUAUUGGUCUUUUUAGGGAUAAAGUCGGCUCCUACGAUCAAAUGUACAUACUCCUGGGAUCUGCUCUCAUUGUGCUCGGUGUGAUUUGGCUCUGCGUCGUCUGCACCGAGUGUCGACAACAAAAGUCGUGGGACAUUGACCACGGCACAUGCCAUGUUUCUCCCGUGGCGGGAGACGGCGUCUACAGCCAGCCUUGCUUCAUCGCUGAGAGUUGGUACAAGGAUAAACCCCUCCCGGAAGACCAGUGCAGGAAGCGAGACCGGACGUGUGCUGAAACAUUUUGA